Sesamum indicum (sesame) is the source of this 1295-nucleotide messenger RNA. Its product is annotated as Haloacid dehalogenase-like hydrolase (HAD) superfamily protein. Lineage: Eukaryota; Viridiplantae; Streptophyta; Magnoliopsida; Lamiales; Pedaliaceae. The record is from RefSeq and is a predicted model, not a curated record.
UGUUAGAAAGAUUUGUUGUUGUGUAAUAACACAAACAGGCAAAGGCAAAGGAAAAGGAAAGCUAUUACUACUUUACAGAAUAGAGAGGCUGAAGACUGAAGACUGAAGACUGAAUACUGAAGAAGAAGAGGAGAUUGUGAGAGGUGAAGAAGAAGCAAUUUGGUAUCGCUAAAUAUAAAAAAAGCAUUUGUUUGCGUGUUGGAGAAGAGCCGAAGAGCAGAAGAGGAAGAGGAAGAUAACCCAUACCUACCUUACCCUUCAUCAAAUUAGCAAUCCUUCUCCAUUAAUCUCACUCAUACCUCUCUCUCUCUGUGUGGGGUUUUCAAUUUGCCAUGGGAGCUUAACAUUCGAGUCUCUGUGUUUUUGCUUACUCAUUGUGGCCUCAGCAUUCUAUUGCAUUCUCUUCGAAAUGUCCAUGCUAACAAAGUUACGUCUGAUAACGGUUGAUGUUACUGGCACUCUAAUCGCUUAUAAAGGGGAGCUUGGCGACUAUUAUUGCAUGGCAGCAAAAUCAAUUGGACUCCCAUGUCCCGACUAUAAACGAGUACAUGAGGGUUUUAAACUUGCUUAUACAGAUAUGGCAAGAAAGCAUCCAUGCUUUGGGUUUGCAGAUAAGAUACCCAACAUUGUCUGGUGGAAGACAUGCGUACGGGAUUCUUUUGUCCGGGCAGGAUACGAUUAUGAUGAAGAAACAUUCGAGAAGGUUUUCAAACGCAUAUAUGCUACCUUUGGUUCCUCUGCACCGUAUACCAUCUUUCCAGAUUCACAGCCAUUCCUGAGAUGGCUUCGUGGUGAGGGUAUUAUUGUUGGAAUUGUGAGCAAUGCAGAGUAUAGGUAUCAGGAUGUAAUCCUUCCAGCAUUGGGUUUACAUCAGGGAUCAGAAUGGGACUUUGGCGUAUUCUCAGGUCUGGAAGGUGUAGAGAAGCCAGACCCAAGAAUGUAUCAGAUAGCCUUGGAGAGGGCAGGGAACAUAGCACCCAAAGAGGCUCUUCAUAUUGGAGACAGCAUGCGUAAGGACUAUUUGCCAGCGAAGAGCGUGGGAAUGCAUGCUCUGUUGUUAGAUAGAUUUAAGACGCCAGAUGCUGAGACUUGGAGGAAAUCUGGUGCUACUGUGCUGCCUAACUUGGCAGCCGUACAAGAUUUGCUUUCUUCCCAGCCACUGGCUUCCUAAAAUGACUUGUUUCCAAUUUUAAGUUAUAAACGCAUUUUGUCUCAUUUUUCUAUCGGGACAACUGGCACAUGGAAAAUACUUGUACUUGUUAAUGCAUGCCCUCCUCUUUUCCGCAUUUCUUUCA